This is a messenger RNA of Neoarius graeffei (lesser salmon catfish), 3534 nucleotides long. RefSeq names its product glyoxal reductase-like. NCBI's taxonomy places the organism in Eukaryota, Metazoa, Chordata, Actinopteri, Siluriformes, Ariidae. The coding region runs from base 1239 to 2105 and encodes 288 amino acids. The record is from RefSeq and is a predicted model, not a curated record. The transcript has 3 exons. Gene Ontology annotation, molecular function: oxidoreductase activity.
UACUGCCCUGACAAGACGCACGAGGCUGGCGGAUGUAAACAAACCCAGGAGGAAUAGUUUGAUUAAGCUGCGAAAAGUCAUUCGGUUUUUGCCAGAUUUCAGUCAAACACAGAAAAUCAAACUUACAGGUUAUAGAGUUAAGGAUCCCUGUUGUUGAGUGAACGGAUGUUAAAUAAUCGAAAGGCAAGAUUGUUUUUGGCCGGAUAUAGCGUUAGCCGACCUGGCUAGGUUAGCUAGCACGCUAUGAUCAACGGUUCGUCCAGGCUCUCUGAAAGGCGGCCGUGUUGACUUCGUGUCAUUGAAGUUGAAGUCUGCGGUGGAUAAAUUUCCGACAGCAAGCCUGUGGCGACGGUGGCAAGGAAAAACUCCCUCAGACGACAUGAGGAAGAAACCUCGAGAGGAACCAGACUCUAAAGGGAACCCAUCCUCAUUUGGGCAACAACAGACAGCAUGACUAUAACAUUAACAGUUUUAACAUGAAGUCAGUUUCGUUGAUGUUAUAAACUCUUCACUGAUGGAAACUUGAGUGAAAACUGUUCAUGACAACUGCAGUCCUCAGCCAUAAAAGCGUUACUGUAAGCAUUCAGAGCGUCCUCAGAGUGUGACUUUCAACUGUCCUCAUGGGGCCGUCCUCCACAGGAGCGAUGCGAUGAGACUCCAACCAGACACAGGGCACCAGGAUGGAUCAGGCAGGUCUGAGGAGCAGAAGAGGUCAGCAUCUCGAUUCCAGGACCGACAUGUAAUGGGGGGGGAAACAGGUUGUUAGGUAUGCCCAAUGUCACCUGAAUAAGUAGGAACAGUAUACAUUUUGCACUGAAUACAAGCAGGAACUCCGGCAAAACUAUGACAGCAUAACUAAAAGGGGAGAGCCAGAAGGUAACACAGGCAUGAGGGAGCCCCGGGACAUAAAGCAGCCAGCCACUACACCGUCAACAAACUCGAGUGAGCAAGCGAGUGGGGACUGACAGCAUCCAUACAUCCCAGUUUACCAAAACACUCUGUCUGAGGACCCUCCAGAGCUACUCCUUUACCUCAUAAACACCAUUAACAGAAGGCUUGACUAAACAGAUAUGUUUUCAGCCGAGACUUAAACACUGAGACUGUGUCUGAUUCCCGAACACUACUUGGAAGGCUGUUCCAUAACUGUGGGGCUUUGUAAGAAAAGGCUCUGCCCCUUGAUGUAGCCUUCACUAUACGAGAUCUGGGUCUUGUUCUGUGCUCACUAGCCUCAAUUCCCAAUGGCUGAGCACAGACCUUGUGUCCAGCUGAACACCGGAGCUCAGAUGCCACUGCUGGGUUUGGGCACGUUCCGUUUGCGAGGCCCUGAGGAACUCUAUCGGACUGUGGAUGCUGCCUUAACUGCAGGUUACCGUGCUUUCGAUACAGCAGCAGUGUACCGCAAUGAAGCAGACAUUGGCCAGGCCCUUUGCACCCUGUUACCUAAACAUGGGCUUUCCAGAGCUGAUGUGUUCAUAACGACUAAACUAAGUCCCAGGGACCAGGCUUCCAAAGCGAGGGAUGGCUGUUUGAGAAGCCUGGAGCAGCUGGGCUUAGAUUAUAUUGACCUGUUUCUCAUUCACUGGCCUGGUACACAGGGGUUGGAUGUAAGGGAUGAGAGAAACCCAGACAAUCGAGCUCAAAGUUGGGCAACCUUGGAGGAGUUCCAUGCAGAGGGAAAGUUCCGUGCCAUCGGAGUGUCGAACUACACAGUGAAGCACAUGCAGGAGCUGCUGAAGAGCUGCACAGUUGUUCCAGCUGUUCUCCAGGUAGAGUUCCACCCCAAGUUGGCUCAGAGGGAGCUAAGGGCAUUAUGUGAGAAAAGUGGAGUGUGUUUCCAAGCGUACUCCUCCCUGGGGACGGGCGUCCUCCUGUCUGAUCCUCUGGUUCGAGAGAUGGCAGAAAGUUAUGGAAAAACUCCGGCUCAGGUGCUCCUGAGGUGGGCUGUGCAGCAAAACGUACCAGUGUUGCCCAAAUCAUGCCAGCCCAACCGGGUGCAGGAGAACGGGUGCCUGUUUGACUUUGAGCUCAGUGACAAUGACAUGGCAAAGCUUUCUGCUCUGGACUGCAGGGAGAAGUUCUGUUGGGACCCUUCACUGGUACUCUAGACCAGAGACAUUAUCAGAGAGGAGACACAUCACUGAAACAAUCCUGAAUAGCAAUUCAUGGCAAAAUUCUGUAACGCUAAAGAUGGCGGUUGUCUUGACUACCUUUAGUGUCAAAUCUAGAACAAUGUCAGCUUUGUCAGACUUCCAGAUGCUGGUUUAGUCAAAUGGUUGUUGAUUAAAACAUUACUUCAUGAGAUUGUUACUGGUGAAAUUGAACAUGAACUAAAUUUAGUUUUCUUUAUAUAACAAUAAAGGAGAUUCAUGAUUAAAUGUAAAUCAAGAAAUUAAGUAUCGGGCUCCCUAAAAGCCACACACUAUUUUAUUUCAUUUCAUUUCAUUUCUACUAGUUUACUGUUUCAGAACCUCACUGGGAGAUCUUAAUAACUUAUGACACUGAUUACAGUAUAUUUAUACAGGGGGCUACAAAAGUAGGUACACAGUAGGGUGCAUCAGCUGCCCCCUAAAAAUGAAAAGUUCCUCCGAUCAUGAUGCAUUUUUGUUUUUAUGUUCCUUUUGGUAAGAAAACACACUGGGUGAAAUAUUUUGACAAAAUUCAAAAGUUUAAUGGCGGCACCAGGAGCUCAAAGUUAUGGAAAAAGCUGCUAUUUUAUGACUUUUAUGGCAAAAUUUCGAUCACUUUUCAUCAAACAUUAUGGCACCUUAUAGAGUAUACCAAAUAUCUUAGAUACACAUUUUUAGUACAUAUUCUAAAUAUAUUAUCAAGCACAGUUUGAGUUUUAGCUGUUCAUUGAAUCAUUGUUCAACUACUUUUAAACAAUACAAAUGUAUUAUGAAUCACAUUAAUGCUUCUCAAUCCCUUGCAAAGGUUCUUAACAUGAUCUCUGGCUCACAAGAAAUCAAUAAAUGGAGUCCAACAUUGUGAUUCAAACCUUACGCGAAAACAUUAAGCGUUUUUUGGCAAAAAAUGAACCUCAUGGUGCCACCAUUAGACUUUUGAAUAUGGUCAAAAAAUUUUACAGGAUGUCUUUAUUGGUGAAAAGGAACACCCGAACAAAAAUGCAUCAGAUUUUAUGAAAGUGAGGGCAACUGAUGCACCCUAAUACACAGUAAUGAAAAAUGGUUUUAUACCCUUCUCCUGACUGAUACCUUUCAACAGUGAGAUCCCUCUGACGCUUUGUAAGCUCUCUGUGAACCCUGGCUUUUGCUGGAGGAUGGAACUGAGUAAAUGUCUGAACUUUAUUUGGGGUUAAUCAGAGUCCUUUUAAUUGAUGGCUGAAAAGACUGAAUGCUGUAAUUAAAUCAAAAGGUGCGUCAACAAAGUAUUAGUCUAAGGGUGUGCACACUUAUGCAACCAGCUUAUUGUAUGUUUUUGAUUUUUUAUGUUUUUCCCCCUAACCGAUUUGUUUGUUUUUCAGUUGAAUUGUACGGGUUAUAGCUCACAUUAAAGGUGGGAAAAGUUUUGAAAUUA